AUGAGAAACGGUGAGGGGCACAAGUGUGCAUCAGGGAGACCAGACGGAUGUGGCUCUGGUACCCCAAGUGAGUCAAGGUGGCUGGUCAAGCUCGAUUUAGCCAAAGAUGGGGAUGGAGAGAAGUGGAAGGCCAUGGGAGACAUGCAGGCAGGAGAAGACCUGCAACAAGAAGAGGAUGGACCAACAGGAGAACCACAAGCAGAGGAUGACGAUUUCCUUACAGCAGCUGAUUCAGAUGACAGAUUUGAGACCCUGGAGCCUGAAACAUUCCAUGAAGAAACUGAGGAUAGUUACCAUGUGGAGGAGACAGUUUCACAGGAUGAUAACCAGGAUAUAGAAGACAUGAUAUAUGAACAGGAAAAUCCAGAUUCCAGUGAACCAGUAGUAGUAGAUGAUGGGAGAUUGCACCAUGAUGCAGAUGAUUUAACACACCAACACUAUGAGGAACAAGUAUAUGAACCUUCCGAAAAUGAAGGGAUAGAAAUUUCAGAUAGUGCUGUAGAAGAUUCAAACAUAACCUCAGAAGUGCUAGUGCUGUGGCUCAGUCCUCCUCGUCUUCCUGCAGCACAGCAGCAGCCUUGCCUCAUGCCUACCCCUUCAAAUUCAUCGUUCAAAAGUACUGAUCUCACUGUCCAAUCUCGAGUUGGCUUAAGCAAUAAAGCAUUGAGGACAGAUUAG
Molecule: messenger RNA, 678 nt
Organism: Galeopterus variegatus (Sunda flying lemur)
Lineage: Eukaryota; Metazoa; Chordata; Mammalia; Dermoptera; Cynocephalidae
Product: aspartyl/asparaginyl beta-hydroxylase-like
Exons: 9
Coding region: 1-678 (225 amino acids)
Biological process (GO): peptidyl-aspartic acid hydroxylation
Cellular component (GO): endoplasmic reticulum
Molecular function (GO): peptidyl-aspartic acid 3-dioxygenase activity
Source: RefSeq, a predicted model, not a curated record